UUCAAAGGAACCGAUUCGGUCGACUUCAGAGUGGAUUUGGUGAAAUAUCUGGCAACCCUGCGCAGAACCCAAACCGGGUCGUAAAAGCUGAAGUAAUCAUUAACCCAAGCCACAGAAGUGCAGGAGCUGCAGGGCCUGCCGGAAGAACUUCCACUGUAUAAAAGGAACACUGGAGAGAGGAGACCACCAUGAGCUUCAGGAUGUUCGAGGAGAAGGACCACGCUGCCCUGUACCAGCAGUACCGCAUGACUCCUCCCAAAGAGAUAAAGGAGCUUAUACUGCAGUACCUGGACAAAAAGAAAGGUCCUCCUCAUGAGCUGGCAGUGGACCUGGGGUGCGGUACAGGGCAGAACACUCGUCUGCUCUCCCCUCACUUCCAGAAGGUGGUGGGCAUCGAUGUCAGUGAGAGUCAGGUGGAAGUAGCCAAGACUGUUCCAGGGUUUACCAACCUCAGCUACAGAGCAGGUCCAGCGGAGGAGCUGCCGUUCCCUGACGCCUCUGUGGAUUUGCUGACUGCAGCGUCUGCGGCCCACUGGUUUGAUGCUGAGCCUUUCCUCAAAGAGGCCACCCGGGUUCUGAAGCCUCGCGGCUGCAUGGCUCUGUUUGGGUAUUUGGACACUUACGAUCUGCACUACGGCUCUUGUGGGGAUCGACUCAAUACCAUCUACGAGGAGAUGAAGAAGUCUAUGCUGCCCUACAGUAGCGGUAGAGUGUCAGUGUCCAACAGUAAACUGCAGGAGUUAUAUGAAGCUAUUUCCUUUCCUGAGAAAGACAGGAUUGAAGUCAUUCCAGUGAAGGAGGAAGUGACCGUUAACAACAUAGUUGGUCUUUUGAAGACUCACUCCACCUUCCAAGCCUACCACAGAGCAGAUCCCCAAGGUGCAGCCAAUCUAAUAGAGUCAACAAUGGCCAGGUUCCUGAAGGAGAUGGGAGUCACAUCAACGGAAACCAAGCUCGAGAUCAGACUGGAGUACUUCUGUGUGCUGGCAUGUAAACCACAGUAACUGAUCACAGCCCUAUUAGUGUCAGUGAUUUACUUCUAAAAAGGUCUUAACAGUUGCUGUAGAUGAACCAGAAAUAAACAAAAAUGGGCCUUACUGCUUCUUUUGUCACUAAAGCACAUCAUUCAUUCACAACUUACAUCUAGAGAUGUCCCGAUCGGGUCCUUGAACUCAGGAUUGGGAGCCGAUCCAAACAUAUUUGUAUGUAUCAGAUAUCCACAAUCCAAUUUCCAGUAGGGCUGUGCGAUAUGGCCCUAAAAUAAUAUCACAUAUUCUUGGCGAUAUGACAAAACACUUUUUAAAAAAUGAUUCCAAAAAUACACUAUACACUGCAAGAAAAAAAAUAUAAAUAAUAUUACAUACAAUAUAAUACUGCACACCCCUAGGUGAGAUAUUACAAAAAUACGAGAAUUUAAUCAGAUUUGUAACAGGAGUCAAUGAUCCAGAAUGUCAUGAUGAUAAUAAUAAUAAUAAUGCACUCCAAAUAUCGCCAUGUAUCCAGGAUUAAAGUAAAAUAAAUGAUACUGGACAGAUAUAAUCUGUAUCUAGUAGAUAUAUAAUGGGAAAUGGGAUGGGUGAUAUGGCACGAUAUUUUAGGGUAUAAUAUCGUUCACAAUAUUUAAACAUUUCGACGAUAUUAUAGUGUAUGAUACGAUAUGGCACACGCCUAGUUUCCAGUCAUUGUUUUAACCACAGUGUUUAGAGCACCAUAUAGUGUUUUUUAAGCCCCCAUUAAUAGACAUUAUUGCUCAGCCAGCAGCAUUGAGGAGAGUUCUCAGAAGCUAAACUGAGGUGUUUAUUUGGAGUCUGCAGGGUGACGUUGUUUCUCAGUGGAGCACAAAAACCUAACAUAGUAUUUGAGUUGUAUAUAAACAAUCAUAAAAUUGCUCUCAUUUACUUUGUUUUUGAACCAGCACUGAACAGUGCCUUUAGAAACAAGUGAAGCUAAUGCUGUUGCUUAUUCACACACACUAAAGAAACUCUUAAGAAACCAAAUGAGGUCCAAUCCAGCAGCACAUCUUGUCUAAACUUUGUAACUGUAUUGUUUAUACAAACAGAAAAAAUCAAAUCAAAUUAGUAAUAUCUGAUGCUCAAAAUUAAGAGGAUUGGAUCUGAGGACAGAUAACCUGAUCAGGACAUCCCUACUUCCAUCCAGAUGUUUGCCACCUCUAACACACUGUUCUUUCUUUUAAAGACAUCACCAUACCAGUGGAUGGGGCAAGAUACCAGUAAUCAGUAAUUUACAGUAUCAUACCUUUAAACACAAUUGCUAUGGAAAUGCACUAUGUAAAUAAAUACAAUGUUUAAGUUUUAUUCACCCAGAUAUAUUUAGCUUUUUUUUAUAUUUUCUCAUUUUUAUAUGAAGAAAGAUUACAUGAAAAGUUAGAAUACGUGCCCUAAAUGUGUUAUAAAAAUAAAAAUGACCACAUUGACAUGCACUGAACAUGUAUAUGUAAAGUUUCUGCUUCACCAAAUAAAGACGUUCAUGCAGUAAA
Messenger RNA from Astyanax mexicanus (Mexican tetra), 2497 nucleotides. Its product is annotated as putative methyltransferase DDB_G0268948. The record is from RefSeq and is a predicted model, not a curated record. The coding region runs from base 189 to 1004 and encodes 271 amino acids. Lineage: Eukaryota; Metazoa; Chordata; Actinopteri; Characiformes; Acestrorhamphidae. The transcript is spliced from 7 exons. Gene Ontology annotation, molecular function: S-adenosylmethionine-dependent methyltransferase activity.